AUGCAAUGGCUCUUCAAAGAUGACUUCGUCCAAGUUCUCGACGUUGGCGGCUUUAUUGCGUCUUGGUACGAAGGUGGCGGCCAAAGACUGCAGUUCACCGCCUUCUCUCGCCCCGUUCCCAGCAAAACCAUGUCAGUUGUCGCUCAGAUACUCUUUAAUUUCCAGUACAACUGUAUCAACAACCUCAAGCGCGUUCGUGUUUCGCGCGACAGAGGGGAGUUCCGAGUAAGCCUUGGAUUGGCUAUGUCUCGGUGUGGUAGUAGGACGCUCGGUAAUGGGUGA
Messenger RNA from Fusarium odoratissimum NRRL 54006, 282 nucleotides. RefSeq lists its product as uncharacterized. Lineage: Eukaryota; Fungi; Ascomycota; Sordariomycetes; Hypocreales; Nectriaceae. Bases 1 to 282 code for a protein of 93 amino acids. The transcript has a single exon. The record is from RefSeq and is a predicted model, not a curated record.